UCUGGGAUGCUGGAGGAAAGCAGAAGUGUGAGUGGGAUGGAGACCCCGAGUGAGAUGUAAAUGGAGGAGGAGCCGUGGUUCCACCAGGAGAAGCUGGGCAUCCAUUCUGCCGUAAAGUCCUUUGCAUUAAAACACAAACGGCAUCCCUUCUCUCCAAAGUAAUCCAUUAUUGACAAUUAAUGUCAGACUGCACACUUGAGCAGCUUAAUGCUGCCUCUCUGGGUGGAACGACACUAAUGGAAAGAAAGCCUUAUAAGAUCCAGCUCAUCAAAAUACACCUAAGAGCAGCAUAAUGCCCUCAAAAGUAUCAUGCUUAUACCUGUUGACAGUGGUGUGCUGGGCGAGCGCUCUGUGGUACCUAAGUAUCUCCCGCCCGACAUCCACGUAUGUCAGCCAAAUGUCUGUGCCUAUACGGAAAACUGUGAAACCUCUGAAGAACACCACCUUCAACAACAUCCGCACCCGCCCCCUCAACCCACAUGCCUUUGAAUUUGUAAUCAACGAGCCGAAGAAGUGCGAAAGCGACACCCCCUUCCUGGUUAUCCUCAUCAGCACCACCCACAAGGAGUUUGACGCGCGGCAGUCCAUCCGGGAGACCUGGGGGGACGAGAGCACCCUCACGGACAUCCGCAUCCUCACCAUCUUCCUGCUGGGUAAGAACACGGAUCCCGUGCUGAACCAGAUGGUGGAGCAGGAGAGCCAGAUCUUUCACGACAUCGUGGUGGAGAAUUUCAUCGAUUCCUACCACAACCUCACCCUCAAGACCAUGAUGGGCAUGCGCUGGGUGGCCACCUUCUGCCCCAAAGCACAGUACGUGAUGAAGACGGACAGUGACAUCUUUGUCAACAUGGACAAUCUCAUCUACAAGCUCCUGAAACCCACCACGAAGCCCAGGAGGAGAUAUUUCACUGGCUACGUGAUUAACGGCGGCCCCAUCAGGGAUAUGCGCAGCAAGUGGUACAUGUCCAGAGACUUGUAUCCCGACAGUAGGUACCCGCCUUUCUGUUCAGGCACUGGCUAUGUGUUCUCAGCAGAUGUAGCCGAACUCAUCUUUAAGACUUCAUUACACACAAGACUGUUGCACCUGGAGGACGUGUAUGUGGGACUGUGUUUGCGAAAGCUGGGCAUACACCCUUACCAGAACAGUGGUUUCAAUCACUGGAAAAUGGCCUACAGUCUCUGCAGGUACAGGCGGGUUAUCACCGUCCACCAGAUCUCCCCGGAGGAGAUGCACCGCAUUUGGAAUGACAUGUCGAGCAAGAAGCACCUCAGAUGUUAAGAGGACGCGAAGAUCCAUGAAGAACAACGUUCACCUUUUUUUUUUGUUUCUGUCUUUCCCGCUCCCUUUCAAAUAAUUGCCAGAAUGAGUAAAGCAAAAACUGUGAAGGCUGCUGCAAGUCUCUGUAUUGUGACAGAUGCCUUCGUUAACAUCCAUACCUGUCUGCUUCUGCUGAUUACGUCUCAUGAUUGCUAAUUAAUGUGGGAGGCUUGUAAAGUGUCUUUUCUCAUGCAUACUUUAGUGUUACUUUUUUUUUUCUUUCUUAAAUUCAAAGUCCUACGACUUGCUGGCAGUUCCUUAUUAGAAUCAAGUCAGUAAGAUUCAUAGUUGCAGCCUAACCGGUAGAGACAGCAUGUCAUUCAGACGGCCUUGGUUCGAGCCCUCGCACCGACAACCUUUUUUGCCUGUUUUAAGUGUCCUUGAGCAAUAAUCUGUACCAGCUCCACGGCUGCUGAGCCUGCACCCUGACCCUCCUGCAGGAGAGUAAGCCAAACCAUAGGAAUGUUAAGAAAUAAGUCAAAUAUUACAUCGCUGUAUAACUUCCCAGUAGAUCAGUCUAGUUUAGAGGAGCUUCUGAACAAUGAGAACGCAAAAGUAACUCUGAUAACCAGGUCGUUAAUAUCAUUUCUUAUGCUGUUCCCCUCCUUUCUCCAUCUGUUUAAUGAAGCUGAAAAUAAGCUGCAGUGUAUUAUCCAUAUCCAACACCACGUAAGCUGAAAUGAUGGUACGAUAGAACCUAAACUAUUUCUGAAUUUGCUUGUUUUAGUUUAGUUUUUUUUAUUUUACAUGCUCUCAUCAUUACAUUGCCUUUCCCUCUGAAUUAUUCCUGUGUGCUGUGUAUUUUGGUUUUUAGCUGCACUUUCUUGUUUUCCCUCUUUGACAUCUCCAAGCUAGGCCUAAUUACACGUCUCAGCUACCAGCUUCUUAUUACUGCAGCUGCUGCUCCCCGGUUAUUUGUGCUGUACAUCAGCAGCUGUUUCAGCUCAUCGGCUCCUCCGCGCACCAGGAGAAAAAUACUGUAUCACGCUGUGGACGUCUCCGUUUAAUCCUCCCUGAGCUCAUUUACGGAGUGGAUGUAUCGUCGUACAUAACUGGGAUUAUCAGUGAACGCGGACGCACUGCUAAAACAAUGUCCUGGAAAAAGGAAAUGUGGCUUUGUUGGCCAAAUUUUCUUUUUUUUUUCCUGAGGUUUUGUAGUAUUAUAAUCAAAUGUGGCAUUUACUGUG
This is a messenger RNA of Cololabis saira (Pacific saury), 2505 nucleotides long. RefSeq names its product UDP-Gal:betaGlcNAc beta 1,3-galactosyltransferase, polypeptide 1b (gene b3galt1b). The record is from RefSeq and is a predicted model, not a curated record. Lineage: Eukaryota; Metazoa; Chordata; Actinopteri; Beloniformes; Belonidae. Gene Ontology annotation, molecular function: N-acetyl-beta-D-glucosaminide beta-(1,3)-galactosyltransferase activity. Gene Ontology annotation, cellular component: membrane. The transcript is spliced from 2 exons. Bases 293 to 1279 code for a protein of 328 amino acids.